AUGUAUGACGAUUCUGACUACGAGGAUGAUGAAUUCAACAACUUGGCAUUAUUAUUGUAUUUUCCUAGACGACAGCGAGUAUUCAAACCACGGCCUGAUCAUUUCACUCAUUGGAGGGAUGAUGAAUUCUUUAAUAGAUUUCGAUUAUCCAAAAAUACAGUCCAUUUCUUAUUUGAUUUGAUAGGCGAACGCAUCUGUUCUCCUACUAAUUGGAAUCAUGCUGUAAGUGCAGAACACAAAUUACUCCUUACAUUACGCUAUUAUGCAACGGGCUCCAUGUUGAUUGUUUGUGGUGACUUCAUAGGAAUCCAUAAAUCAACAGCCAGCCGUAUAGUGAAGCUUGUCUCACAUGUUAUUGCUACAUUAUGUUCCGAUUUUAUUCAUUUUCCAAGCAAUGAAGAUGACAUAAAAAAGGUGAAACAAGAUUUUUACGACAUAGCCAAAUUUCCUAUGGUUAUUGGUGCAAUGGAUUGUACCCAUGUAAAAAUAAAAUCCCCUGGAGGAGACAAUGCAGAAGUGUACCGGAACAGAAAAGGAUUCUUUUCCAUAAAUGUACAAACAAUAUGUGAUGCCAAUUUGAAAAUACAAGAUAUUGUAGCUAGAUGGCCUGGAUCUUCCCACGAUUCUACAAUAUUUAAUAAUUCAGCAAUAAGAGGCAAGUUUGAAAGAGACGAAAUGAAAAAUAGCAUUUUGGUAGCCGACAGUGGAUAUGCUCAGCGUAGCUAUGUUAUGACCCUAGUCGGAAACCCUCACACAGUUAUAGAUCCAUUAUCAGGGAUUUCUGCAGUUGCUAUAGACAGAUAUAAUGAGUCUUUAAUUAGAACUCGAAACACUGUGGAAAGAAGCUACGGUGUUUGGAAAAGGCGAUUUCCCAUUUUAGCUACUGGUGUAAAUGUAAACAUUUCAUCUUCUCAAAGUAUUAUUGUAGCUACUGCAGUGCUUCAUAAUAUAGCAUGUAACUUUGGAAAAAUUACACCAAGGGUUUCAACUGAAAUAGAAUCUUCAAUUCGAAUCACAGACUUCCGUAAUCCAGAAGAUAAUAGAACUAGUAGAAAUGCAAUUCAUCAUACUAAUAGAAAGAGAUUUCUUCGAUAUUUCCAAAAUGCAGUUUAAAAUUAUA
Molecule: messenger RNA, 1120 nt
Organism: Myzus persicae (green peach aphid)
Lineage: Eukaryota; Metazoa; Arthropoda; Insecta; Hemiptera; Aphididae
Product: putative nuclease HARBI1
Exons: 2
Coding region: 1-1113 (370 amino acids)
Source: RefSeq, a predicted model, not a curated record